AUGAAUUGGAAUUCCGAAGUUCCGAUUGAAAUCUCGGAUGGCUCCUCCGAGAACGACGACAGCAUCGAUUCCGAAUCUGCAUCUGGGGAGGAACGUCUGAAUGAGCUAGUUCUAAGAUGCCUCGACAUGCCCCGCGAUGCUGAGACGAUCAGGAGUGCAUCUAGACAAGCUCCUUUUGGCAAAGGUGAUGAGACAGUGGUUGACACCUCGGUCCGCAAUACAUGGGAGCUUGACCACACUCAGUUCACAUUUGCGAACCCUGCUUGGAAAGCCUAUGUUGCCUCCCUAUUAGACGAGGCCGCACGGAGUUUGGCUAUGUCAGAGGUGAAAGCUGAACCUUAUAAGCUGCUUCUAUAUGAAGAAGGUUCUUUUUUCAAACGUCAUAAAGACUCGGAAAAGGUUCCAGGGAUGAUUGGGACCUUAGUUAUUUGCCUUCCCUCGAAACAUGAGGGUGGUAGUGUUCACUUAUCUCAUGCCGGCAAGAGCUACGUUUUCGAAACAGAUAAGACUUCCGACUUCGGUCUUACGAGUCUCUCAUAG
Molecule: messenger RNA, 540 nt
Organism: Daldinia caldariorum
Lineage: Eukaryota; Fungi; Ascomycota; Sordariomycetes; Xylariales; Hypoxylaceae
Exons: 3
Coding region: 1-540 (179 amino acids)
Source: RefSeq, a predicted model, not a curated record